Molecule: messenger RNA, 577 nt
Organism: Teleopsis dalmanni
Lineage: Eukaryota; Metazoa; Arthropoda; Insecta; Diptera; Diopsidae
Exons: 3
Coding region: 334-546 (70 amino acids)
Source: RefSeq, a predicted model, not a curated record
AGAUAAAUAUUUUUUAACAUAAAAGUGUUUCUCAAUUCUGAUCGUGUUAUGUGAACGGAACCUAUAUCCUUUGUACGCUGUAAUGACUACUCUGUAUAUUAAGUAGUUAACAUUUCAUAGUAAAAGUUUGAAACUGAUAAGGAUAAUAAAACUGCAGAAGUUAAGUUCCAGCGUUGGUGACGUCAGCAGCAUUGAAAAUCUGUUGUGGCUCAUCUUCUGGCUAUUGAUGUUUUUGUUUCCCUAACAUUUGGUUGCCUAUUGGAUUUCUCUUUUCUGCGUUAUAUAACGAUUCACUACUGCUCGAGGUCCCGUUAAGCAAUAUAAAACAAGAAUAUGGGUAACCCAAUCUGGUUUAUUUUCUGGCUUUUAGUAUUAAUUUUCAUAUCAUUCUGGGUUGCAUUUAUUGCUGCUUGGUUCUAUAUUUUCGUGUAUGUGUUAGUGGUGUGUUGUUCGGGCUUAUCGGGUCUUACUGAUAUGUUGUUGCAAAUCGUUCAAUUUCCUCAUUACUGUGCACAGGCAAUGAUGGAUUGCCAAUCACCAUUUUAAUACAAUUUAAUAUAUAUAUGUAUAUAUACAA